This is a messenger RNA of Centropristis striata (black sea bass), 6782 nucleotides long. Its product is annotated as NLR family CARD domain-containing protein 3-like. The coding region runs from base 304 to 3447 and encodes 1047 amino acids. The record is from RefSeq and is a predicted model, not a curated record. Gene Ontology annotation, molecular function: protein binding. NCBI's taxonomy places the organism in Eukaryota, Metazoa, Chordata, Actinopteri, Perciformes, Serranidae. The transcript has 9 exons.
UACUUUGUAGAUCAAGGAAAUCUGACCUUUUGUAGAAAUGCUUAAGUUGGCUGCAGAUUUGCUUGUUAAUGCUUCUGAAUCCUCAGACUUUCAGAUUAUUUACAAGUUUACACAGAUUUUUCCCCCCAUACACUUUCAAUGUGGUAAGUCUGAUGGGAUGAGAACAUCUAUCUCUUAAUAGUUCACAGUAGGGAUGUUUACCGAAUAUGAUUUUGUUAACCCGCCAAUUUCCAGUCUACUAUAUGCCUACAGAUACAGAAUAAGUUAAUUUUCUUGGUUGGACGAAUACAGAUUGGACAGAUAAUGACGUCUCUGUACACCUGUAGUUCACAGGACAGUGACGAUGUGUCCCCGGGUCCCAGCUGUGUCUCCAUCAAGAGUGAUGGGUCCAGGUUCCAGCCACUCAACUUUGGUGAUGAUGAGUUAAAACGUUCACAGGACAGUGACGAUGUGUCCCCGGGUCCCAGCUGUGUCUCCAUCAAGAGUGAUGGGUCCAUGUUUCAGCCACUCAACUUUGGUGUUGAUGAGUUAAAACGUUCACAGGACAGUGACGAUGUGUCCCCGGGUCCCAGCUGUGUCUCCAUCAAGAGUGAUGGGUCCAGGUUCCAGCCACUCAACUUUGGUGAUGAUGAGUUAAAACGACAGCAGAGUGAGGAGAUGUCCAGCCCUUCAGAGUGUGUGGAGGAUGUUAGAGAUCCAGCUGAUACCGAGGAAGUCACAGUUGUUGCAGGGGACAGCCCUCCUUUGAAAGCAAAGAAGAAUCUUAAAGAAGCAAUGCAAAAGAAGUUCACUGUGACGUACGAAGGCCAUGGUGACCAACAGACUUCUCUGAAAAGCAUUUACACACAACUUUCCAUUAUCCAUGGAGAGGACAGAAAUCCACAUGCAGAGCAUGAGUUCAGUCACCUUACGGCUAAAUCGAGACGACGAUCUACUGAACAGUCAGUCGGCCUCAAUGACAUCUUCAGACCGUUGCCUGGCCAAGAGAAACCCCCCAGAACAGUUGUGACGAAGGGUGUUGCAGGAAUCGGAAAAUCCUUUUCUGUGCAGAAAUGUAUUCUUGACUGGGCUGAGGGGAACGCAAACCAGGACAUUGAUUUUGUUUUCAAUCUUGCUUUCCGAGAGAUGAAUUUGAGCACAGAAAACAAAAGCUUGCACAAGCUCCUGACUGAAUUUCACCCCGCACUGAAGAGUUUGACUGACUCAGAAGAUUUGGUCAAAGCCAAGGUUCUAGUGAUCCUGGAUGGCCUGGAUGAAAGCAGAUUUGAUCUGGACUUUGAGAACAAGCUACAAGUUACAUCUGUCAGUGAAGUAACAUCUGUGGCUAAUCUCCUAACAAACCUCAUCCAGGGAAACCUCCUUCCUCAUGCUAACCUGUGGAUAACAUCUCGUCCAGUAGCCACCCAUCAGAUCCCUGCAGAGUUCAUCGACAUGGUGACCGAGAUACGAGGGUUCACUGACCCACAGAAAGAAGAAUACUUCAGGAAGAGAUUUAGCAAUGACUUGAGCCUUGCUGACAGGAUCAUUUCACACAUUCACUCUUCACAGUGUCUCAACAUCAUGUGCCAGAUCCCGAUCUUCUGCUGGAUGUCUGCUCUAUUAUUUCAGGAGAUCUUUGGGGGAGACGAGAAAGCUGAAAUACCUCAAACCCUUACGGAGAUGAUGGGGCAUUUCCUGUUGGCCCAGACAAGAUUAAGAAGCAACAAAUAUGACAAGAUGACUGAGGAAAACAAAGAGAGACUUCUGACAAGGCACCGAGAAUUUCUUCUGAAACUUGGCAAGCUUGCAUUUGUUCAGCUACAGAAGAACAACCUCAUCUUCUACAAUGAAGACCUGGAAGACUGUGGCAUUGACAUCCAAGAGGCAACCAUCUACUCUGGAUUUUUCAACGCAGUUCUCAGGGAAGAAGAAGUCUUUUCACAGAAAAAGGUCUUCUUCUUUGUGCACCUGACCGUACAGGAGUUCUUUGCAGCUCUUUUUGUGUAUGACUGUUUCACAAACAACAAUACAGAAGAGCUCGGCAACUUCCUUGAUCUGAAGGACAAAGAACAUACUUUGUUGGAUCUUCUGAAGAUGACAGUUGACAAAGUGUUGGAGGACAAGAACGGCCACCUGCACUACUUCAUGCGCUUCCUCCAUGGCCUUUUGGUAGAAUCCAACCGGAGAGUCCUUCAGGGUCUGCUGACAUCACCAGAACCAAGCCAAGAUACUGUCAAGAAAAUCUUGACUCACCUCAAAGCAAUCAGACGAAAGGGCCUCUCUCCAGACAUUUCCAUCCACCUCUUCCGGACCAUGGUGCAGAUGAGAGAUCACAAAGUCAAAAAUGAGAUCGAGGAGUAUCUCAAAUCGCCAGAUCGUUUAAAAGCAGAGCUGACGCCCCUGCACUGCUCUGCGCUGGCCUACAUGCUGCUAGUGUCAAAGAAUGAUCUGGAUGUGUUGGACUUGAAGAGUUACAACACAUCAGAUGAAGGCAGGAGGAGGCUGAUACCAGCUGUGAGGGUCAGCAGAAAGGCUAUACUCACAGACUGCAAAGUGACUGCAGAUUUGGUGCAGCCCUUGGCUGCUGCUCUCAAGUACAACUACUCAGCUCUGAGAGACCUGGACCUCAGCAACAAUGACCUGGAAGAUUCAGGAGUGGAGCAGCUUUGUGGUGGACUAUCGAGCCAAUCCUGCAGACUGGAGACACUGAACUUGUCAGGUUGUCUGGUCACUCAGGAGGGCAGUGCUUAUCUGGCCUCAGCUCUACAGUCCAACCCUUCCCAUCUGCAAGAGCUGGAUCUGAGCUACAACAAUCUGGGAGAGUCAGGAGAAGAGAUGCUGUCCGAGCUGAGGAAGGAUCCACGAUACAAGCUCCGCACACUCAAUUUUGAACAUGGUGGAAGUCACAGAAUGAAACCAGGCUUUAAAAAGUAUGCCUGUGAGCUCACUUUGGACCCCAACACAGCCCACAAGAACCUCCAUCUCUCUGAAGAGAACAGAAAGGUGACCUGGGUGGAAGAGGAGGAUCAAAAUCCCCUUCACCAAGAAAGGUUGGAUCACUGCAGACAGGUGCUGUGUGAACAGGGUCUGGGUGGCCGCUGCUACUGGGAGGUCAAGGUGUUCGGACCCUUAAGCGUUGGGGUCACUUACAAAGAUGCUGAUAGGAAAGUGAAGACGAAUAAGGUUAAGAUGGGAUACAAUGACAAGUGUUGGUGUCUGUUUUGCUCGAAUGAUGGUAAUUAUGUUUUGCACAGCAACAAAAAAGUCGACGUGUCCUCACUUGGAUGGCGCUCCAGUUGGGUGGGAGUGUAUCUGGAUCGGCCGGCUGGCACAUUGUCUUUCUAUAGAGUUUCCCCCGACAGCCGUACCCGCCUCCAUACCUUCAAAGCAACGUUCGGUGAAACCCUCUAUCCUGCGGUUGAACUUCAACAUGCUCAGUCUUCUGCUUUGUUUUGUCAGCUAAUAUAAAAUACCUUUCAAUGCACUGUCUCGCUAGUUUAAACAGAAUGUCCUACUGUCUUAUAGAUUUUAGUUGUAGACUCUUAGUAAACAUUCAGGACCAGGUAAAAGUUAGGACACACCCUCUCAUUCAAAUAAUAAUUAAUAUUAAAGACAUCAAAACUCUGACGGAACACAUGGAAUUAUGUAGUAAACAAAAAAGUGUUAAACAAACCAGAAUAUUCAGAAGAUUCUUCAAAGAAGUCUUUGACCUUUUGUUUUGAUGGUCUCAAACACAGUAAGAAGUAGAGGUGUGAAUCAGCUAAUUGGCCCCACGAUUUUAUCUCGAUACUUGAUACGAUAUUAUUGAGAUUUUAAGCAUUUGCGUUAUGGGGAGUAUUGAUACAAUAUAUUGCGAUUUAACUGUUUAACUGCAUUUUGUGUCCACAAAAUUAAACUCAAUCAAGAAUUGUUUUCUCCAAUAAGAGAAAAUUCUCAGUCUAUUCAGUCUAUUUCUCCAAAAUGUAGUAAAACUGAACUGAUAUCAAACAUGUAUGGACGACAACAACUGCAGCAUUUUAUCAAACUUUCAAAAACGGCAAGCUUUACUACUCUCAAUUUUUUCGACUAUCCAUAAAAAAGCCAAACUUUUCAGCGUUAUUUCCACAACCUCCCGACUUCCUGACGCACAUGGUGCCUAUAGAUUCCUUAUACACACUCCCACACUGCCCCAGUUGGCUUUGUGGUUUUCUAGUCUGCCUCUUUCCUGUCAACACAGUUUUGACACCUGCAUCCUUUGAGAAAAAAAAAUCCUCUUUUGAUGACAUUUAUCAUCAGUGGUGGGUUUGAUUCGAGCCUGACACGAACCGCUCGAACGGGCUACAAUGACAGCAAGGCCAAGUGGCCUUGCCCCUAAAAUGACAUAAUUCCGGGCCUGCUUGGCGGCCAUGAAUCAAUAUAAUAUUGGCACGCAAAAUAUCGCAAUACAAUGCUGUAUCGAUUUUUUCCCCCACCUCUAUUCUAUCCAGGUGAGUAGCUCAUGAAUCUGACUGAGAGAAUAAGAGAAGUGUGCAAAGCUGCCAUCAAUGCAAACUUUGGCUACUUUGAAAAAUCUAAAACAUAUUCUGGUUUCCAUAUGUGUUCUUUCAUAGUUUUUAUGUCUUCAGUAUUAAUUUACAAUGUUGAAAAUAAUAAAAAUAAUGGAAAAAACCAUUGAAUGAGAAGGUGUGUCCAAACUUCUGACUGGUAUCAGUGUGAGGUUUCCUCCCCAUAGUGCUGGGCGGCACAUAGGGCAGCAAUAUUCCGCCAAACUUCCUUCAGUCUUUGGCCAGUUUCUCUGUUUCCCCCUCUCUCUGUUGGUGGUGCUGCAGUUCUUUUCCUAUUGUCCUGUGCCAUGUUAUUUUGGGCCUUCCCUUUGGUUAUUUUGCCUUCUGUGGUUCAGUGUAAUGCGACCCUUGGGAUUGCUUUGGUGUCCAUUCUGAGCACAUGGUCCAUCUCUGGAGUGUUCAGAUUGUGAUUUUAUUACUUUAUUGCAGGUUAUGAAAUUACAAAUAUUAACAGAUUCAUCACAUAUUCAAUUCAUCCUGCCACAUUUAUGCAUUUUUUACAAGAGGUAAUGCCAAAAGAAUAAAUAAAUAAGUAAAUAAGAUAUUCAUUUUUAAUUGUUUGCUUAUUCAAUGAAUUGUUUCAUUAAGGAAAAGAAUGGGGUGUUUUCCACUCCAUUUAUUUCCAUUACCAUUUACUCCAGUUUCUUUUAAAUUCUUCUUCUCUGUUUCUUAACUUGUAGGUGAUUCUUUCCAUUUCCUUAAUCUCAUCUACUGUUAUUUUCCAUUUGUCGAUGCAUGGUGAAUUAACGUCCAACCAAUUUCAUGUGAUCUGUUUUAAUGCAGCUAUACGUAUCACUGUAUACAGAUAUUUAUCUCCUUCCGUCUCAAUUUCGGAUGGAAUAAUACCUAAAAGAAUAUUAAGUGGUUUUAAUGGCUUCUUUAAAUAAAAUGUACUGAUGAUUUUCUCCUGAACUGCCCUCCAGAAUGUUAAUUUUCCAGGCAAAUUCUUUCCAAUACUUUGAUUGUGUUGUCUUAAAUAUUCUUUUACAUUCUUCUUCUGAUAUUCUUAUUGCCAGUUCCUUUUCCCAUUUUUCUUUAGUGUUAUCUACAGAUUCUUUUGUUUCCUGUAGAAUUUUACACAGUUUAGAGAUUCCAGUAUUAAAACUAUUUCUAUUUUUGUUUAUGAUUAUGAGAUUGUGAUUUUAAGGAGGUUAUUAUUAAUGGUCUUUUGGUCAGGAUACAUACAUACAAAGAUCCUACGUAUUUUGUGAGUGUCCUGUUGUUUUCAAGCAUUCACUAUUGUAAAGUAGUGUUGAUAGUACACAGCUUUGUUAGAUAUGCAGUCUGGUUAUGGGGAUGUCUUGAGUUGUCUUUUUCAGAGAAGUUUGUGUGUGAUUUAUUGAUCUUGCUUUUGCUUGUACCACCAUUGUGAUAAAUAUUGAUUGUAAUUUAUGCCAUUAACAUUUCCAGGGAGAACUGUAAAUCCAAUUUUCUGACAUUUCAUUGACAUAACCACUAAUCUAUGAAUCAAGAAAGUGAAGACUGAAUGUUUUAAAGUAAUCUUGUAAAAGUAAUUUACCACUGAUUACAUGGGCAACUUUGAACUGAAAGUGUUGUUGUUGUUGUUUUUAGAUGCAGGAAGUACAUAAUCCAGGAAAUUGUUCCUGAUUUUGUGAGAGCAGCUCUUUGUUAAAUCUAUUGUAUUUUGUACUGUAUUUUUUUCAUGCUGUACUCAUACACUGUAUAUAAAUAAUGCCAUUGUCGCCAACAUUGUUGAUGGAAACUGGGAGAGUCCAUAUUUGGGGCGGGAGGACAGGUUGCUCUAAAAAUAAAAGCGGUUUUAAAUCACAAAAUUGUUCAAAAAAACGUUGAAGUGAAAACGCACAGUGAAAGGGUCAAAAUUCCAAUGAAAACAUGGCAAAUAAGUCCACGGCUGUUUAGAUAUACACGUUGCCGUGGAUACGCUUUGUUUUGUUCUGCUUCUAUCCUGAUGACGGCUCGCCAUGUUAGCGACCUGUCAAUCAAAAGGUAGCCCCGCCCCAAAUUACAAGCUUCUUUAUCAUCUAAAUGGGACUAUUAUUAACACAUUAACAUCAUAUUGUCUUGAAAAAGACUUGAAACUAGAGAUUGGGACCUUUAUGUUGCCAUGAGAAUUAUUUCUGAGGAAAUAAAUCAAGUGAAAGUCGUCUCAUUUUGUAUUGAGAUAGAUAGGACCGGAGUUCUUCUGCAGCUGAAGUAUUAUGUUAUCCAUCAAAUUCUCAUAAACACAAGUUAAAUAUGGAGAAAGAAACUUGAAAGAAAUAACAUAUUACAUAUAUA